Messenger RNA from Neurospora tetrasperma FGSC 2508, 1420 nucleotides. RefSeq lists its product as uncharacterized. Gene Ontology annotation, biological process: aerobic respiration; tricarboxylic acid cycle; respiratory electron transport chain. NCBI's taxonomy places the organism in Eukaryota, Fungi, Ascomycota, Sordariomycetes, Sordariales, Sordariaceae. The transcript is spliced from 3 exons. The coding region runs from base 185 to 1033 and encodes 282 amino acids. The record is from RefSeq and is a predicted model, not a curated record. Gene Ontology annotation, cellular component: mitochondrial membrane. Gene Ontology annotation, molecular function: 2 iron, 2 sulfur cluster binding; electron transfer activity.
GUAGAAGGCAUCUCCGUCCACCUCACUGCUACAUCUCUCACUCGCUCCGCCUGUGAACCCGGUUCCGGUUAUUUUAAACGUAGUCUGGCAUUCACCUCAUCCGCCAAGCGGCUUCCCUUGCUUGCUUUUCCGCAUCCUCGUCUCGUCUCCGUCUCGUCUCUCAGUAUCGCACAUCGCCAUCAAAAUGGCCGCUCUCCGCUCUUCGUCCGCCCGUGUCUUCGCCGCUGCCUCCCGGCCGGCCUUCCGCCCCGUCCUCGCCGCCCGCGGCAUGGCCAACCUUGCCGACGGUGCUACCCAGAGCCAGCAGGCCUCUUCGGAGCAGAGCCCCAAGCUCAAGACCUUCCAGAUCUAUCGCUGGAACCCCGACACCCCGACCGAGAAGCCGCGCAUGCAGAGCUACACCCUCGACCUCAACAAGACCGGUCCCAUGGUGCUCGACGCCCUUGUCCGCAUCAAGAAUGAGCUCGACCCUACCCUUACCUUCCGCCGCUCGUGCCGUGAGGGUAUCUGCGGUUCCUGCGCCAUGAACAUCAACGGCACCAACACCCUCGCCUGCUUGUGCCGCAUUCCCGCCGACAACAGCGCUGAGAUGAAGAUCUACCCCCUUCCUCACACCUACGUCGUCAAGGAUCUCGUCCCCGAUCUUACCCUCUUCUACAAGCAGUACAAGUCCAUCAAGCCCUACCUCCAGAGGGACACUCCCUCCCCUGAUGGCAAGGAGUAUCGCCAGUCCAAGGCCGACCGCAAGAAGCUUGAUGGCCUCUACGAGUGCAUUCUUUGCGCCUGCUGCUCUACCUCGUGCCCCUCCUACUGGUGGAACUCCGAGGAGUACCUCGGCCCCGCUAUCCUCCUCCAGUCUUACCGCUGGCUCGCCGAUUCCCGUGACGAGCGCACCGCCGAGCGCAAGGACGCCCUCAACAACUCCAUGAGCUUGUACCGCUGCCACACCAUUCUCAACUGCACCCGCACCUGCCCCAAGGGUCUCAACCCCGGUCUCGCCAUUGCCAACAUCAAGAAGGAGCUUGCCUUCUAAUUGCGUCAACUACGACAAUGCGAUUUACUCUGGGCGGAUCAGAAAAGCGAAUACGUCGAGGAGAGAGCACCGCGCGGAUGUGGCGGGAAACUUGCUCUUGACUAGCGAGAAUGGUGGCGGGUGGCUCGGGAAGAUCCGGGCACGGUACAUGUAACGAACCUGUACCCUGUCUUGUGCAUGGCUGGAGUUUACUAUUGUCACAGUAACAGCAAUACGAAAUUGGUUUUUUUUUUGUCAAAUACACCUUUUUCUAUAUCCUUUGGGGGCCCUAUCCGAUAGCCAGAGCAAUGCGGCAUUGGAAGCACUGGCUAGAGGCUUUAUUUUGGAUGAGGUAUAUGUUGAAUUAAUCAGGCGUCAAAAUAGCGAACACACAACUGCAUUUGCAAC